This is a messenger RNA of Miscanthus lutarioriparius, 558 nucleotides long. The record is from the annotation of a GenBank genome assembly. NCBI's taxonomy places the organism in Eukaryota, Viridiplantae, Streptophyta, Magnoliopsida, Poales, Poaceae.
AUGGCGGAGGUGCUCCGAUCGAUGGCAUCCCUCCCCAUCAAGCCUCUGGACGGCGCCGGCGGCUACCUGCGGUGGAAGGAAUCGUUGCUCCUCCGCGUGCACACCCUCGGCGUCGCCCACGUGCUUUUCGAGGCCUGUCCCGCCGGCGCCGGCGCCGGCCACGAGGCCGCCACCGCCAAGAAGUGGGCGCGCGACGACGCGGUGCCGUCCUACUGGAGGGACAGGUUCGAUGAGUUCCGCUUCGACAGAAGCACCGGCGAUGUCUUCCUGGAGCAGCUCGCGCACGCGGAGGCUCUGGGCGCCGCCGCAGAGCUCAGCGAUGGCGCCGUCGCCUUCGGGCUGCGUAGAAAGAUCCCGGCGACGAUUAGCUUGGCCGUCACCCGUGGCAAGGAGUUGGAGUCUAUCUGGGAGGUCGCUCGGAGCGUCGUGUCGGACGGCGUGGAUCCUUGGAACCAGUACCGCGGCAGCGACGACGACGACGACGGUCCAAAACCUGAGCAGAACACGAGUAGCAGGAAGCGUGCCAUGUCUGAACACGUUGCCAGGCGCAGGGCUUGA